Messenger RNA from Adineta steineri, 567 nucleotides. Lineage: Eukaryota; Metazoa; Rotifera; Eurotatoria; Adinetida; Adinetidae. The record is from the annotation of a GenBank genome assembly.
AUGACAAACAUCCUUGAUAAAAUAAAACAAGUGAAGAUUGUACGUAAUGGAUUAGAUUUUUUCUUCUGUUUAUACAUCAAAUUAAUCGGAUAUUUUGAACAAUUACCAAAUAAAAUUUUAUUAUAUUUAUUUGAAAAUUAUAUACAUUUAAUUGAUGUUUAUUUGGCAUUUUAUUUUCUUAAUAAUCGUCGAAUAAAUGAAAUUAUAAAUUCUGCACAUUUUUAUAUUGAUAUACCUUCAAAAGAGUUAUUUUAUGUGAAAUAUUUUUCACAUUUAGCCAAUCAAAUUGUUUCAUUACGUUUAUCAAUAUUUUCUAAUGAUGAUUUAGAUCUAUCAAAAUUAAUUAAUCUACGAUAUUUACAUAUAGAAAAACCAACACAUAAACAAUCAAUUUCAAUUCAACCUGAAAUACUUUCACCUUGUUGGUACAGUGUGGGAGAAUUACCAAAACAUUUAGAAAAUAUCAAUCAAUUAUGUUCUUUUAAAUAUUUACAUUUUUUUAUUUUACCUGAUGGAAAAAUGAUUCGUAUUUCAUUAAAAUCUGAUCAAACUUCUAUUAAUCAAUAA